Hippocampus comes (tiger tail seahorse) is the source of this 2027-nucleotide messenger RNA. RefSeq names its product zic family member 5 (odd-paired homolog, Drosophila) (gene zic5). Gene Ontology annotation, molecular function: DNA-binding transcription factor activity, RNA polymerase II-specific; RNA polymerase II cis-regulatory region sequence-specific DNA binding. NCBI's taxonomy places the organism in Eukaryota, Metazoa, Chordata, Actinopteri, Syngnathiformes, Syngnathidae. Gene Ontology annotation, biological process: regulation of transcription by RNA polymerase II. The record is from RefSeq and is a predicted model, not a curated record. The transcript has 2 exons. The coding region runs from base 143 to 1678 and encodes 511 amino acids. Gene Ontology annotation, cellular component: nucleus.
UGUUGUGUGUUCUGCCCAUCGCUCGAGGACGCAGUGAAGUGGGGGGGGAAAGCAGAGUUCGACGCCGGACAAAAGAACUUCUAGAGCCCCUUAUAUCCAUAUUUCCAUGCGUGGUGCAUGAGGGCGCGCGCAUGGAGUAGUCAUGGAAGCCCCUUUGAGCAAGAGGAACCCCACGUUAAGAUUAGCGGAUUUGGCAGCCACUCAAAUCCUUCCUCACCAGAACAUGACAGGCUUCCCGGGGCUAGGGGGGCAUCACCCUCUCUCCCACCAUGCCCACCUCCACCCUGGGGAGCUGGCCAACGACCCCGGCGUGGCACUCACUCCAUUCGGACCGGAGCACAUGGCACAGACCAGUGCUCUCAAACUCAGCCCCUCGCAGCACAUCCAGAGCCACCACGAAGCCCAGACCGCGGCUGCGGCGGCGGCGGCGGCUGCGGCGGCGGCGACCGCAGCCUCCUUCGCUCCGGCUCAGAGCAGCGUGGGCUUCCCCGUGGCCCACCAUCCCCACCCGGGUUACUCGAGCAGCAGGGACUUGAUCCUCAGGAGAGAACUCUCAGCCUCCGCCAUGCACGCUCUCGGCGACCAGUCCGCCGCCUCCCCCCAUCACCACCACCACCACGGCGUGUUCAUCUCCCCAACAGGUGCGUACGGCCACGCGGACAGCGGAACCCACUCUCUCUUCUCGGGGCUACACGAGCAAGCGUCCCCGGGCUCGCACCCGCAUCACCACGCACUCAACGGGCAGAUGCGCCUGGGUCUACCCGGGGACCUCUACGGUAGGUCGGAUCACUUUGGGGCCCGGCCGGAUCACUACGGAGCCUCGACGCUGCACGGCUACAACAACGUCAACGCCGCUCACGGCCCCGCGGGGGCCUUCCUGCGCUACAUGCGGCAGCCCAUCAAGCAGGAGCUCAUCUGCAAGUGGGUCGAGCCGGAGCUGCAGAGUCCCAAGAAGCCCUGCUCCAAGACCUACAGCACCAUGCACGAGCUGGUCAACCACGUCACGGUGGAGCACGUCGGCGGGCCCGAGCAGAGCUCCCACGUCUGCUUCUGGGAGGAAUGCCCGCGGGAGGGGAAGGCAUUCAAAGCCAAGUACAAACUUAUCAACCACAUCCGAGUGCACACCGGAGAGAAGCCCUUCCCGUGUCCCUUCCCGGGCUGCGGGAAAGUGUUCGCCCGCUCGGAAAACUUGAAGAUCCACAAGAGGACACACACAGGUGAGAAGCCCUUCAAGUGCGAGUUUGAAGGCUGCGACCGGAAGUUCGCCAACAGCAGCGACCGGAAGAAGCACUCGCACGUGCACACGUCCGACAAGCCCUACUAUUGCAAAGUGCGCGGGUGCGACAAGUCAUACACGCACCCGAGCUCCCUGCGCAAACACAUGAAAGUGCACUGCAAGAGCCCCCCACCGCCCCCCAACAACACGACCACGUACAUCCCCUCCUCCGCCACCAGCAACCCGCUCGGAGAGCCCCUCUCCCCGCAGCGGAACCGCUCCGCCAGCCUCUCCCCGCAGGUGACCAACCUGAACGAGUGGUACGUAUGUCAAGGCAGCGGAGGGGGGGCGCACCACCAACACCAGCAGCACGAUCUACACUCCCCCUCCAGUGACGUGCCCACCUCGGAGUCAGAAGAUGAGGACUCGUUUAGAAACGCCGACCCCAGGACGAUGCUAUGAUGGACAACCUUCACUUCCAAAAAUGAAAGCACUCAAUCAAAGUGGAUGCAGUUCAACAACCAGCUCCGUUCAAAGUAACAUUUUUUUUGUAGGGUGAUGCAAAUUAUAGCAAUAUUCAGAUUCCACCAACAAGUGUCCCGCCACGUAGUGCAGGGCUGGGCCAAAAAUUUACUGUCAGUGCCCUUUUUUCAAUGAAAUCCCCAAGGGCCAUACAAAAAUCAUGGAAUAAUAGGAUCAAACAAAUGUUCAUUAUUGUCUUGACGAAAACAGCCCAUUGGGCGCAGGUUUCUCACACGUGGAAAACGGACUACUUUUUCAAUGUUAAGAGCUAUCACCUGCUUUAAAAAAA